GCCCUCUGGCUCCUUCCUUCAGCGGGCCGAACCGAGGAGGUGAGCGAUGGCCCAGCAGCCGCCGAGUGUUUUCCAAAUAAUGGCAGCGAUGUCUCUUUGAGAAGUUGGCGGAACAAGAUGAGGGGUUGUUUCAAGUUAGUUUGGGAUAUAAACGUUAUAGUACUUUUGACGCUGCUGGAAUUUUCGCCAUUCGCCGUGGGAGGAACGCCAGAUGUCAGGCAAGACUUCCUUAGGCAUGCUCAAAUUCAUCCCCAAGUGCUUGGUCAUGGAAGGUCUCGGCGCGAUGUAUCCACUUUGAAGCAUUCUAAUCACAAAGACGGUUUGCGGGUGACCUUCACCGCAUUUGGCAAGCCGUACACUCUGGACUUGCGGAUGACGAAGGACCUCCUGCCUUUGAGCUAUUUUGAAAAGCACCACAGGAAUGGGAGCCACGUGGUGGAGCGCCCCAUGAGAAAGAACAACAAGCAUUGCUACUAUCAUGGGUCGCUGGAAGGGAGGAAUGACUCUUGGGUGGCUGUGAGCACCUGCAACGGAUUGAGUGGGGUUGUCUAUGACGGGGAAGAGCUGCACUACAUUCAUCCUGAUGAGCGGGGGCACUUGUUUCUCGAGGCAUCGCGCAUGCUGCCAAAACCGUGGAAAUGUGGGUACGACGACACUCAGAGUCUCUGGACCAGCUUCCAUAAGCGGGGCAAAAGGUCCAUUGUAAUGCAGCCCCCUUUUAAGAGCAAUGCAAGGUCUCGCUAUGUGGAGCUUCUUAUUGUAAAUGAUCACAAAGAGUUCCUAAAAAUGAAAAAGAACAAGGAUGCAGUCUUUGAGCGUAGCAAACAAAUAGCCAAUAUAGUGAAUGCGCUUUAUGCCCCGCUGAACAUAUUCAUUGCAUUGGUUGGAGUUAUCGUUUGGACGGAUCACGAUGAAAUUGUCAUGUCAUCGGAUGGCGAUUCAACGUUGAACAAUUUCCUGCAGUACCGGCGGGAGCGCCUUGCUCGAGAGCAUCCAAACGACAAUGCGCAACUAAUAACGGACAUUGUUAUGGACAGUAGCGUUGUUGGCAAGGCACUGAAGGGGCCCAUCUGCACGUACGAAUACUCUGGCGGCGUCAACAUGGACCAUCAUCAGGUGGUGGGAGUGGUGGCGACCACAAUGGCCCAUGAACUGGGCCACAACUUCGGGAUGGAGCAUGACGACAAGGACUCAAAGUGCCACUGCCCCGAGAAGCGGUGCAUCAUGGCGUCUGCAUCGAGCAGCCCGCCCAGCCCGAGCCAGUGGUCUUCCUGCUCGAAGCAGUACCUCCAGUCGGCGUUUGAGCAGGGCAUGGACCACUGCCUGUGGAACCUCCCGGACGACAUUGUGGGGCCCGUGUGCGGCAACGGCUUCCUCGAGGCGGGCGAGGAUUGCGACUGCGGCCCUGUCGAGUUUUGCAAGAAUCCGUGCUGUGACGCAGCCACCUGCAAGUUUAAGGAGCAGGCUGUGUGUGCCAUUGGAGCCUGUUGCGACAUUUCCACUUGCCAGAUCAAAAAGGCUGCCACGCUUUGCCGCGAUGCUGUUACCGAGUGCGACCUCCCAGAAUACUGCGACGGGACCUCGGAGUUUUGUCCUGUGGACGUGCACGUGCAGGAUGGAACGGAGUGCGGAGGUGGCAAGGCCUACUGCUUCCGGAAGCAGUGCCGUUCGCACGAGGACCAGUGCCAGCUGCUCUGGGGGCCCACGGGACGCAUGGCGGACCAGCGCUGCUUCGAACGCAACGAUGUGGGGGCCGUGAACGCCAACUGCGGCUAUGUCCGCCUCAACAAGACCAACAAGAAGUGCCACAGAGACGACGUCAUGUGUGGCAUGCUGCAGUGCGUCCACCUGAAUGAACGGCUGGAGUUUGGCAUUGAGUCGGCGGCCAUCCAGUCCAAGUUUUUCAUCACAGACGAGAAAGGAAGGACCUUCACGUGCCACUCGGUGAUUGUGGACCUGGGCCUGUUCAGUCAGGAUCCAGGCCAGUCCCCCAAUGGUGCCAAGUGCGGCACCAACAAGGCCUGCUUGAACCAGAAAUGUGUUCCCCUCGAGAAGCUGUAUGGUGUCAAGUGUCCGUACGACUGCUACAACAACGGGGUUUGCAACAGCCACGGCAACUGCCACUGCAUGGUGGGUUAUGCACCUCCCUACUGCAACUACCCGGGACCUGGGGGCAGCGCGGAGAGCGGUCCUGCCUCGGACCCUUCCGGCGGCUAUGGCUUCAUGGUGUCUAUGUACAUCAUCUUCCUGUGCAUUGUGCCUCUGGCUGCUGUGACCACCUUCUCCAUCUACUACUUCCGAAGGCACCUGAAGACAUGGUGGAUGACCAAAGCCCGCAAGGCGGCCAUCAAGAGCCGUGCCCAGCAGACGGCCAACCGGCGUGGCAGCAGGCCGCUCUCCAAGUUCAACGUGGACGCAGAGGCCCUGAAGGCGCUCGAGAUCUCGCCUCCCCUGACGCAGCCGAGCUGCCCCCCCGUGCGCCAGAAGAGCUUCCGCAGCGCCGACAUCUCCCGGCCAGUGCUGCAGAGCACGAGCAACAGCCGCGCCGCCCCGAGUCGGCCCGCACCGUUGCGGCCGGCGCCUGCGCGGCCGUCGUCGGUGCAGCGUGCCCCAUCGUGCCCCGCGCAGGGCACCGGGCGGCCGCGCGUGGCACGUUCGGCGAGCCAGCGCAGCACGGGGCCCCGCCCUGCCCAACCCCCUCCGCCACGGCCGCCGGAGGGCACCCUCUACGACGACUGUGCAACUUCACUCCAGUUUGCGGGCACGCCGCUCGCGUUCGUGCACGGCGAGCAGAGCGCACCCCUCUACGCAACCCCCGACCGGCCGGCACCGACGGGCGUGGCGGCGUUGGCGCGAAGGUUCGAAUGCGCCGGCACUUCGCCAACAGCCCGCGGCACAGCGCCGCAGUCGGAGCUGCGACCGUACAAUACGUCGAGCUCGUCCUGAUUUCCCACCUCGUCGGAACGGCCGUUUGGACCCGAUUUGCUUUGAUCGGCCAAGAGUCGCUCAAUACUCUCGGACUGCUGGAACUUGUGAGUUUUUACUUACCGUCGGUCGACUCCACGGAACCGGACGGCACGAUGCUGCAUGUGCCCAAAAUUGUCCCGGUGUACAUUCGUUCCGAAAGCUAGAUGGACGCGAGCGAAACGAGCAGAACCAACUUGCGUUUUUCCCCCAUCUGGGACAGAGACGGGCUCCGACUGGAGCCUCACGAUCAAAAGAACUUAAAAUAUUAGGGGCCCGCUUCUUUAUCUGGCCGUCGUCUAUGGAGAAAGACGUGGACGGAUAUAGGUGCGGCAUUGUGGAGGGUCUCGGUGCUCACCGCAUAUUGAGUGACUUUGGAUUCGGUUGCGACACUGCUCUACACCCGUGCAGAUAGUACGGCUGUACUUUGCUGUACUUGCAACGUACACCGUCUACUCUUCCUGCACUGGUGCGGGGCAAUGCAGCUAAAUGAACUGGGCCCAGUUUUAGUGCAUUGCACUGCCAGAUGCCGUGUACGUAGUGACCGCACGAGCCGGAACGGGGGAGUGCCGGCAUUCUCCGAGGGCAGUUGCGCACGUGCAAAACGCCUGGUCCCAGCUUUUGUAGGCGGGGCAUGGCAGCCGACCGCACCAGAGUUUGCGUCGGCUGGACGGCGACACCGACGGGAAGUGGGUUGUUACUUUGACAGUAUUGGAGCGAGUCUCCGCGUUGGCAAUGUCCCAUAGUAUUUUAAGACGUGUUCCUACUUAAAUCUCUCCGUGUCGCGCACCUCGUCAAAGGAUGUGGCAACGCCCCAUGGCAUUUUUUUUUUCUUCUUUUUUUUGAAAAAGCUGACAAUUGUGCCUCUUUGUUCUUGUUCUGCUGUGUCGACAGUGGGGAUGCAGAUUUUUAUGGAUGUGUUACAGCAGUUGACGCGGACGAUGAAGCUGCACGAAAAGCGAGUCUCUUGGCUUUUGACCCGGUUUCGGUCAUGCUCGGCUUUGGAGUGGCUUUUCGUUGCUGCCGCCUGUACGGAAGGAGCAUCCAAUUAGUAUUUUUCUAGUGUCCUCGAGGCAACCUCCACAAGUGACUGAGUCACGCUGACCAGACUGGGUUGCCUUGCAGCGCGCUGCUCAAGGACACCCUGUAAUAAAAACGGAUGCGCCUUACAAUACACCGCAGAGUGACUUUUGUGACACGUUUAUGCAAGCGCUAUACGUAGCAUCUUUGGAAUUAUCUCAUUGCUCUGGCAUUUAUUGUUUAUACGGAUUAGGCUUACUGAUUUCUAUAUGGCCAUUUGUUUUUCUUCUAAAGUGCGGAAGUUGUGUACCCUUGCAUCGAAUAUUGCUGUUUGGACACUUUUGACUAGCAUUUUGUUUCAGCAGCAAUUUCUCGGAGCCAGACUUUGAAGUGGACAUCACUGCUUCUUGAACAAUUGUGUUUUCACAGUCCCCCAUCAGUAGGCCGUAGAUUUUCUGGUGUUCAUUUAAAAGAAAAGUUGGGAAGAUGUUUUUCGGUGUUAUUUGUUUCUUGAAAAUGGGUGCAUUUCGGUGAUUUAUUUGUACAGACGCUAGAAGCUAUGAUUAUCGAUGAAAAAAUACCUGCGAAAAACUAAGUGUAUUUAUUUUUCAGUUUGUAUACUAUACCUUUAUAACUCUCUACACUUGCCAUUAUGCGAUAGUACUUGGAAACCGUGGACGAUGGCUCUGAGUACGGGCCAAAGUUAAAUUAUUCUUGAAGGUGAGCGGCGGGAGCUUCUUUUUGCGUCCUGCUACUCUUCUGCUCUGCGUGAUGACAAAAAUUCUUCUCAAGAAAAAUGUUCCAGCAAAGAGGAAGCCAAGUUGCUCUUGCUCCUUUCGCCAAUUUUAAUUGUUAACAGCCGUUGGUGUAGUUUCCAACACUGUCAUCCAACUGUGGUCUGACUAGAACAAAGUCCUGAUAUUUCCUGGUGACCGACUGAUUGACCUAACUCUCGUGCCACUGUCCUCUUGCUUGAUUCUAGGUUGGAGAAUGCAUCCAACAGACAUCUGUGGGAGGAUUUCAACAAAAACAGCCCUUGUUCAGAGAAAAACUUUUCAGAAUUCAGUGUUUUUCGUUUUUAAUCAAUUUGUAUUUUUAACACCAGCUCGAUGUGUCUCAGUUUUAACCGAUUUUGUAUUUUUUGACACCGGCAAUGUGUAUCAAUGUUUUUUUGGUUUAGACUGGAAAGUCUAUGGCCUACUUAUCGGUGAUAGCCUUUUCUUGCCUGUCUAUAUUGAUUGGUGAUGGUAAAGACAGAACUCUCGUUUACCAGCUGCAUUGAAAUUUACUAGUUGAUAAGAAUGAUCUACAAAAUGAACAUCGUGCAUCAGCAAAGUCAUAGGAUGUGCAUUGUGUACAUUCAAGUCUGUAACCAUCAUUUUUAUGUGCAUCCAUGUUGUCAUUUUAUUACUAAUUUAUUCAGUGUCAGUUUGAAAUUUUUAUAAUCUUUUCUAGAUUGAUGAGCAUUUGUUGUGCUGGAGACAUUUUAAAUGAUAGGAUGUGCACUGUUGGUUUUAAGAAAUAACGUUGACAGUCCAAUGAACAAGCAAUAGGAUAUGAACAAGAGGUCACCGGAUGUCAAAUGCAUCUCAAUGUAGGCUUACAUUGUGGUGUACAAUAUAGUGAACAAUGUGUGGCUAGUGUUUUUACCGCAGUCUUUUUACUGCACGUGCCAGUGCAGAGAUAGAUACAUUGUAUGCAUGUCACAGUUUUAUUUUGUUUGUUUGUACAUAUGUAUUUACUGUGUUGGGAAGAGCUGAAAUUGUUUCUGCAGAAGCAUAUACUAAACAUGUUUUAUUUAUGUGA
Messenger RNA from Ixodes scapularis (black-legged tick), 5790 nucleotides. RefSeq names its product zinc metalloproteinase-disintegrin-like EoMP06 (gene Meltrin). The transcript has 20 exons. The coding region runs from base 118 to 2946 and encodes 942 amino acids. NCBI's taxonomy places the organism in Eukaryota, Metazoa, Arthropoda, Arachnida, Ixodida, Ixodidae. Gene Ontology annotation, biological process: membrane protein ectodomain proteolysis. Gene Ontology annotation, molecular function: metalloendopeptidase activity. The record is from RefSeq and is a predicted model, not a curated record.